AUGAGUGAAUGCAAUGAAAUUGAUAUAAAAGAAUUAUUAAUAUCGUUGGUAUCUCCAUAUGAUUAUUUAUACUCUAAAAAGUCGAAAGAAUUUAAAAAUGUUACGAAAAGAAAAGAAAAAUGGCAAGAAAUAGCAACAACAAUAUUUACAAUAUCAAAUAAAGAAACAUCAGUUAAAGAAAUUCAGGCAUUAUGGAAAUCAUUAAGUGACAGAUAUUUUGCUGAACGUGAAAAAUUGAACAAAUAUAUAGCCUCCGGAUCAGGUGCUCCUGAAGAAAAUGUUGAAUCUGAUUGGCCUCAUUUUAACAUGUUAGAUUUCUUGAAAAAAUACCGUAAGAAUCGAAAAACAGUAAGCAAUUUUUCUCAUUCCAAAACUGCGUUUAAGCAUCAAGAUGAAGAAAGCGAUGAAGAUUUCGUAUUUGAUCUAACAGUAACCGAAUUGAUUGCGAAGUUAUUUGAUCCCCUAGGGCUUGUUGCCCCUGUUAUCAUUCGAGCCAAACUCAUUCUUCAAGAAUUGUGGACAAAGGGAGUGAGCUGGGAUGAUCCGAUUCCUGUGGAUUUAGCUCAUCGGUGGACUGAUUUUGCUAAUCAGCUCCCCGAGCUCAUGUCGCUAAAGAUCCCACGCUGGGCAGAAUGGAGAUUAGUCCCUGGACACGAAAAUCCAGCAGACUGUGCCUCUCGAGGCUUAACCCCCAUCGAAUUGUCUGUUCACUCCCUCUGGUGGAGAGGUCCACUUUGGCUAACCAAAUCCCCACUCGACUGGCCAAAUCCAAAUCCCUCUUGUGAUGAGAAUGCCUUAGAGAGAUAUCAAAUCAAAAAAACAAAUGUCGUACAGAAGUUGUCGCCACCUUGUCAAAUAAUCGAUCGUUGCGCCUCUCGAUUAUUCAUUCCAGAGGAAUUGGAGAUUGCGAAAUACUGGUGUGUAAAGCAAGUUCAAGCAUCAGCAUUUUCGGAUGAAAUUAAGUUACUCUCAGCAGGACACCAAUUGCCUAAACAACACUCACUAAAUCGUCUUACACCUUUCCUCGACAAAUCUGGCCUUCUUAGAGUCGGCGGAAGGUUGAACAACUCCUUACUUAGUCACGAAAACAAACACCCCGUCAUACUUCCACGAAACUCUCACCUCUCCGAACUUAUCAUCACCGAUGCCCAUGACCGAACGCUUCAUGGAUCUACACAAACCACGUUAUCCUAUAUUCGAUCCACAUGUUGGAUAUUAAAGGGAAGAGCUCCUGUCCGAUCACACAUCUUGAAGUGUAUUCGAUGCGCCGCCUUUAGAAGGAGAACCGCUCAACAACUCAUGGGCCAGUUGCCUUCCAGCCGAGUUGUACCCUCGACCAGACCGUUCCUCCACGCCGGGGUGGACUAUGCCGGGCCUUUUAAUCUGAAGACUUGGUCAGAGCGGGCGGCUCGACAGUACAAAGGAUAUCUUGUCUUGUUCGUUUGCUUAACAACCUCAGCCUUACAUCUUGAGCUGGUAACAGACUACACUGCUGACGCCUUCCUAGCAGCAUACCGAAGAUUCACAUCACGUCGUGGCAUCUGUCAAACCCUAACUAGUGACUGCGGAACAAACUUAAAAGGGGCUGAUGCUGAAUUAAAACGCUUCUUCUCUGCUGCGUCUGAAGAACUGGGAAAAUUUGCCAAUCUAAUUGCAAAUGAUGGAACUACUUGGAAUUUCAACCCACCUGCAGCCCCCCAUUUUGGAGGAAAAUGGGAGGCAGGAGUGAAAUCAGUGAAACAUCACCUUCGACGAAUCAUUUUAAAUAGAAUCCUCACAUUCGAGGAGUUGUCAACCCUUCUUGCACAAAUCGAAGCCGUGCUGAACUCACGACCCUUAUGCCCACUCACGAACGAUCCAGACGACCUAUCUGUCCUUACCCCAGGACACUUUCUUAUCGGCCAGGCAUUGUCGCUUGUCCCGCAGCCCAGUCUUAAGGACAUCAAUACUAACCGGCUUUCCCGCUGGCAACGCAUUCGCCAGAUGACGGAACAGUUUUGGAGUAAGUGGUCAAAAGAAUACCUCCAAAGGUAUCAGGCGGUCUACAAAUGGAAUCAGUCGACCAAUGAUAUAAAAGUUGGAACCUUAGUCCUCAUUGUCGAUGAGCGAUUCCCUCCUUCAAAAUGGCCAUUGGGAAGAGUAACUCAGACUCACCCCGGCAAAGACAACCUUACUAGAGUGGCCACCAUAAAAACUCAAGUCGGUGUAGUGACUCGACCGAUUGUAAAACUAUGCCCCUUGCCUAUUCCUAGCGAUACCUUAUAG
Molecule: messenger RNA, 2265 nt
Organism: Leptopilina heterotoma
Lineage: Eukaryota; Metazoa; Arthropoda; Insecta; Hymenoptera; Figitidae
Exons: 5
Coding region: 1-2265 (754 amino acids)
Biological process (GO): DNA integration
Molecular function (GO): nucleic acid binding
Source: RefSeq, a predicted model, not a curated record